UGCCGCGUGAUCGUGUGUAUGUCGCGUCGCACUCGUCCUGAGUAGAGUCGCGGGGACGCACGUGCGAUGCACAAACUUUUGUACGAGCGUGCGCUCGCAAAUGUGCGAAAUACGAAUACACGCUUGUAACGGUUGUGCAUCUCGGCACAGUAGAUGAUGAGAUAUUCACGAAGAUCGGCAAAUGUUUAGGCGUGUGUGUGUGUGCGUGCGCGCGGACCGAAUCAGUGCUCGUUGUGAUUAUAGCUUUUUCGCAAAACGACGAGUUUUACGCGACGUGACGUGACCGACGAGUGGUUGAGAAACGGCAUGGUAGUGACCUAUCGCAUGACACAUGUUUAGUGACGGAACGUCGACGAACUUCUUCUCGCAAUCGCAGUUUUAAUGUUACGUGACUUUAAAGCGAGCUCAAGUGGAUUAAUUGAGACAUUCGGAUAGAUAAAAUGUGUAAAAGAUCUCAUUAGUCGGAACAAUGACUGAUAUGACAGCUGAAGAUAAAAGCGCGUUAAGGACUGGAACGAGCCGAUAGAAAACAGACGAGAUGAAUCCCUCGCCCACAGCUAAUCGGAGUUUCCUGCAUAGCCACAAGGCUGCACUAAUCUCUGACAAAGUUGUCUACGCUACUCUCGAUAGUUUGGCUCUGAAACGAACGAGAUUGCCCCUACAGUUACUUCCAGCAGCCACCGACUAUGUGGAAAAGACCGAGAAAGCGGACAAAGAGAAGAGGUCCGCAGGUGGGAAAACUUCACUCAAACACUCGACUUCCAAGGUGAAAUCCGGAGCGAGUCACCAAUGGAAAAGUUACUCCAAAUAUCUGAUCUUCUCCGCGAAAUCGGAGAACCAGUCAACUCGUUUCGUCGCAAUACCAAAUUCCGGAACUGAGCGCGAUAUCGAGAACGCUAGACAAGAAGAAAUCUGCGCGCAGGCAAAAACAACAAAGUACAUAGAAAAUUCCGUAGAAAUCGCUCCAAGUUCAUCCAUCAAGAAAGAAUCUCGUAUGCAAGACUUUCCAAACGACGACAGUCGUAACUUGACACAUCCACAAAUGGAGGAGAGUUAUCACGAUGACGUUGACGUUGUUGAGGAUCAACGCGAGAAAGGGGAAUGCUCUAUUGAGAGAAAAGACUCCAGUUCUUCUAGUGAUUACGAGAAGAUGAAUAUAAUAGACUGCAAAGUGGCCAAAGUUUCAAGGAUAACUCCCGAAUACUUAACACGUAUCAACAAGAUCGAAGAAGUUAUUCCAGCUAUAUCGAACAUAACUGUGAAAUCCAAGUCUGUAAACGACUUAGCGACGGAAGAGCCUACGUACGAAAGCGUGUACGUGAAAUAUUCAAAACAGGACACGGAAUCUGUCACGAGCGACGAAAACGAUGCGUCGUCGCGACAGAAAAAGAAGAAGCAGAAGCGCUUUACCAAAAACGUCCUUCACUAUGUUCCGCGACACUUGGUGAAGCAGCCGAAGAAGAAGAAGAAGUUGAAGAAGAAGUACGCACUCAGCAGUUCACUGAGUUCCCUGAGAUCGUUGUACGCGGCGCCCUCGAAGACUGUCCAGGACUCCUGCAGCACCACGGGUCUGUCCAGGGAGGUGACGAUCUCGCUGCCGACCAACUUUGUUCACGUGGCAUCCGCCACGAACCCCAGCCUGGUCUCGAACGAGAACACUGACAAGUCCGUCGUCGUGAUUACUCAUCAGCAAAUAUGCGCAACGUUGCCUUUACUUGUUGGAAAGGACGAACGACGCGCGUCGGUUGGAAAUGAGAACGCCAAGCGAUCCAAGGUCGACGCAGGAAUGUCCCCCGUGGACGUGGACAGGAACUCCAGCCAAACCGCGGGAGAACCGAUCGACAAAAGCGUCGCGGGUAAGCUCUCUCGAAACGUCACCAGAUUUCUUCACCGAGCACGAUCAUGGUGUUUGUGCAAAUUGCGCCUUGCACAAACGUGGCUUCAUUUGCACAAUUGUUUUAGAAUUAUACAAAGUCGAGGUAACAACAAUUGCACGCACUAUGCCGAGAUAAAGAGCGAAUCUCUGAGGGACCAGCAGUUCCAGGCGGCGAAAGUUUUGGAGACUAGCCAGGUGGUGAAAAUCGCGAUCGAGAAUCAGGCCGAUUCGCCGGAAGGUGAGACGUACGAGCAGGUCUGCCAGUCUUCCCCCCGAGCACUGCCGCAAGCCAACAGCAGCUUUCUGUGGAGCAGUCACCGGGCCAAGACUUUUCCAAGUGACAAGCACUCGCGCGAGCAGACGCCUGACAUUCGCGCUAGCUUGCAGGAAAACGACGAGGACGCCGACAGCGAAGAAUACGACGAUGUCGGCCCGUCAAACUUCGUCGCUCAAGCGGAAUUGAACUAUGAUGACGUGGGUCCGCCGACAAAUCAGGAGGACAAGGAGCUCGCCGUCCUCAUCGAGGAUUGCGAAGAGAUCUACGACGAUGUAAUGCCACCCGCUUUCCAGCAAAACGAUUCCGCCGUCAUCGAGUGUGAUUACCCGAUUCCCAAGACUGUCGAGAAGGUGUCGAGCAAGGAGCCGCUCGUGAAGCUGCGAGCGACUUCGAAGGGUCACGCGGAGGCGUCGCGCCUCGCUCCGAGCGACGAUCGGUAUUUUACUGCGGACAAUGAAUAUUCCAACGUGGACGAGGCUCAUCUGGGAGAGGAAGAGCGGGACGAGCUGGGUGUGUAUGACGACGUCGGUCUGCCGGAGCCGGCUGAGGAGCGUGUCAAUAGCCUUUACGCCGGCUCCACGCCAGGCUAUAUCUUCGGAUUGACCUCGAUGAACGGCAAGGAAUCCGAGUGGGAGGACGUGGAAGAGGUCUCGAGUGUCUUACGUCCUUAUGAGAAGAAUGAUCCAUGUGAAAAAGGGAACGAAGGGCAAGCCGCCGUAUCGGGCAAGAAGAAGUUCACUCAACGAUGGUCACGAAAGACUCGGAAACAGCGAUCCAGAAGGUCUCGCAGAAGCAUUAAGGCUACGACACGGACAACCCUCGGCACCGUGAUUGCCGUGGCCGUUAGUCUCGGAGGUGGAUCGAUACUUCUCAUCGGCGAGCCCAAUCGAAUCGCCGAAGAAUGGCAAUCGGCGAACCGCAACGAGGAGGAUUCGCCAUGCAGGACUCAGGGCCUGGUGCAGUUGCGCGUCGUAAAUCUCGACGAGGAUGUGGACACACAAGAAACGUCAUGUUACGUGCACGAAGACAACACUUCCGAUGAUAGUACGUACGAGAGUCUGUACUCCUGCCAGCAGGAUGACUUUAGUUCCGACUCGGAAGGAACGAGCGAUAAACGACAACAUUCACGACGUCACGCGAGUGAUGGCAAUUGCGUGAUUAAUACUUAUUUGGAAUGCCCUACAAGACCGAAUCCACCACCCCCGCGAGAAGCCAGUUUGACUCAGUCUCUCGGCAGAAGGGUAAAAAUGUUACGCAGAACUUGGAGCAUCACGAAAGGCAGCCUCGGCAGGAUUAGGAGAAGAACAUCCGUGGAAGAUUGCUUCGACGAGAAGGAGCAGUCAGAGCAUCACCAUCAUCAUGUCGAUAUCGGAAAGUACUUCAACUUCCGCAAACAUUUUAAGAAAAAUAUCGCCAGUCCAUCUACCUUUUAUCUUGAUGAGAAUGAAAAAAAUAACGUUUGUGGCGCGAACGAUAAUAAUAACGGGAUCGCCAAGGAGGCAAUUUACACCAACAGCCAGUACAUGGGUAGCGGCAGCGACGACUCUUCGAGAUCUCUCGCUACCAAUAUCGAUCAUUAUAGCGUACUCGCCGAUCAGGAGCCUCUGUACCAGUUUUAUGCAGCUGCGGUGGCUCGUGUCGCUUUCGAAUCGGAUUCUGAAGGCUAUGAAGAGGUAGAAAAUAUUAUGUGGAAAAAAAGUCCUGCUACAGCAGAUUUAGCUAGAUCGGGACAGAGGAUGCUAUGGUGUCAUACUCCGCAAGUGAUACACAGUGGUCUCUUAGAGAGGCUGACAUCAGAGGAGAAGAAGAUACAGGAAGCGAAGUUUGAAAUCCUGACCUCCGAGGCGUCAUACUUAAAUUCCCUGCGAGUCCUAGAGAAUGAGUUCCUCAACAAUCACGCGCUAAUACAUGAAAUCCUUAUGCCAAUUGAGGUAAAAAAAUUAUUUGGCGGAGUGACGAGUGUGUUGUCGGCGUCGCAAACGUUUCUGGCCGAACUGGAGGCCGUGUGGAGAGAGGACCCAAUGUUACCGGGCCUGUCGGAUGUCUUGCUAAAGCACGCUGAGAAAUAUCAGACCACUUAUGUAACCUACUGCUCGAAUCAAGUCAGCAUAGACACUACUUUGAAAGAUCUCAAAGCUCGUAAAGGCGCAAAGUUCUUGGAAGCAGUCAAACGUGUAGAGAUGCGACCAGCGUGCCAAAACUUAUCUCUGCAUUCUUUCCUGAUGCUGCCAAUGCAACGUGUUACAAGACUACCUUUAUUAGCCGACGCGGUUCUUUCCAAAUUAUCGAUAGAAAGUUUGGAUAGAGCGUGCUGGGAACAAGUUUUAUCGAGUCUAGGCAACGUCGUUGCCGAAUGUAACGAAGGUGCUCGGACCGCUACCCAAGAGGCAGAAAUGGAAGCCUUAGCAAGGAAAUUGGAAUACUGUGCAAAAAUUAAACCGAUCGUUCUGCGAGGUAAACAAUUAGUUAGAAAAGGAUCGGUCGUGCAAUUAUCAACGAAAACGGACACCGAGUACAAGCUCACAUUUGGAAAAAAAUUCAAUAAGACACCACUCUACCUUUUGCUAUUCACUGAUUAUCUUCUAGUCACGAAAUUGAAAUCCAACACUCAAGACGAGUCGUACACUGUCAUAGAUGCAUGCAAGAGGAAUCUCUUAGCUCUGGAAUCAGCUUCCGAGGAGUCGCCAUUCGCAGGACGAAACGCCAUGAUUUUAACUCUCUUGGAGAACCAUUCCGGCCGGCACGUAGAGUACGUAUUGACGUGUGGAAAUAAUACUGAACGAGAACGGUGGCUGGAAGCGGCGUCACCACCUAAACGUGGAUUAGUUGGAGAAACGUUAUACGAAUCCUGGGAUUGUCCGCAAAUGAUAGCCAUUUAUCCAUAUUCAUCAAAUCAACCGGACGAGCUAUCAUUACAACCAGGUGAUGUGAUAAACGUGUUGAGGAAAAUGGCAGACGGCUGGUAUCACGGUGAGAAAUUAGUAGGCGGCGCACAAGGAUGGUAUCCGGCAAAUUAUACGAAGGAGAUCGCAUCGGAACACAUACGCGCGCGGAACUUGAAGCAACGACACCGUCUUUUAACACUCAGCAGUAGUGUAAUACAGCAGAGAAUGGCGAAACACAAUCAAGUGACUCAUUGAUGAAGUUGGAGUAUUACGGGAGCAUAGGUUGCUCGGACAAUUGUGAUCAUCGUUAAGUUACUUAUUUAUAUGCGAUCGAUUCCCGCGCUAUAUUGCAGUAUUUCAUAGUCGAUUAAAUUAUGUGCCAAUAUAAUGUUAUUCGUCGCCAAAGUGGAGCAAUUUUUUAACAUUUUUAUGGGAAACUUACGGAACUAUGGAAAGUUGACACGACAGAAAAUAUAUUACAAUAUGUCACCUGUGUAUUACAUAUACAAGUACACGAAGAAAGGGAGGAGAGGAUAUAACAAAAGUAUGUUUCUGUUUAUUAUUUUUAUAUAUAUAAAUACAAUAUAAAUGUUAUUUCAUGUAUUUUUAAAUAUUCAUAAUCACGUCCAUUUUUAAAUAUCUCAUCGGCUUAUAUUCACAUAUACAGGAUAUAUUCAAAGUAAAGUGAAAACUAGUACAGAUUAUGAUUGCCUAAUAAUUGAUCGAUGGAUGUAGCUUCCACAGAUGUGAAGUAUGAGGCAGUCUUGUAUUGUGGUAUGCAAGUUGACUCGGUGUGGAACGCGAUUUGACUCGAAAAUAUACACAUAACAUAAACAUAAUAAAAGAAGACGAUACCCGGAAUUACUGUAAAAGAUACCCGGAUUUAAAGUUCUCCAUAAAAAUUAUUAAAAAUGUUUUUUUAAAAC
This is a messenger RNA of Odontomachus brunneus, 5964 nucleotides long. RefSeq lists its product as uncharacterized. Gene Ontology annotation, biological process: activation of GTPase activity. Gene Ontology annotation, molecular function: protein binding; guanyl-nucleotide exchange factor activity. The transcript has 16 exons. The record is from RefSeq and is a predicted model, not a curated record. Bases 539 to 5293 code for a protein of 1584 amino acids. Lineage: Eukaryota; Metazoa; Arthropoda; Insecta; Hymenoptera; Formicidae.